Alosa alosa (allis shad) is the source of this 1965-nucleotide messenger RNA. RefSeq names its product periodic tryptophan protein 2 homolog. Gene Ontology annotation, cellular component: small-subunit processome; Pwp2p-containing subcomplex of 90S preribosome. The transcript has 8 exons. The coding region runs from base 715 to 1488 and encodes 257 amino acids. The record is from RefSeq and is a predicted model, not a curated record. Gene Ontology annotation, biological process: maturation of SSU-rRNA from tricistronic rRNA transcript (SSU-rRNA, 5.8S rRNA, LSU-rRNA); ribosomal small subunit assembly. Lineage: Eukaryota; Metazoa; Chordata; Actinopteri; Clupeiformes; Clupeidae.
UUGCAAAGCAUUCUGGUUGAUGAAGGUAAGAGUCUCAUUAUGAAGGUAAGAGUCUUAUUAUCACUGGAUAUUGUGUGAUAUUUUCUAUUAUUGCAUGUUACUAACCUGAAAUGUAAACCAAAUUAAACUGAAGGUAUAUCAGUUAACAUAUGGGGUUGAUGAAUUUUGAUGGUGAAUGUUGCAUCAUUACCAUUUCCACAAACCGGUCAACAGUGUGAGCUUCUCUCCAGAUGGCAGGUCAGUUUAUUAGUUUACACUCUUCUGUGACACACACACACUAAUGUCUUUACAUACCCAUAUGGAUAUGAGUGACAGCAGAUUGUUUGGCCAUAAUCUGGGCAUAUAUUGCAGUCCGUGGGGUGAAAAAGCCAGAAAUGCCCCUGCCUUAGGCAUUAUUAAUGUUUUGGACUUGUCCAUCCUCUGAACAUGUAUGAUUAAUAGUUGUUCAGCUGUAUUGUAGCUCAUGCUGUGUGUAUGAAGAAUGGUUUCCUUUUCGUGUUGUUUUAGGAAGUUUGUGAUCACUAAAGAGAACGUAGCGCUGAUGUACCAUCCAGCCUUUCAGCUGGACAAGAGCUAUGGCCCCUACGAUGAGACUACUUGCAUGGACUGGACAACAGACUCAAACAUCUCUGAUCAGCGGAUCGCCGCCAUAGCUAUGAAUUGCACAGGAGACUGGAUUGGUUUUGGCUGUUCAGGUAGCCAUAUAACUUACAGAUGGGACGCAAAGACGCAGACAAGAUCACCGCCAAACAGUCCUCCAAGGGCAAGUCUUUUACGUCCUUGUGCUACUCAGCUGAUGGCGAGUCCAUUCUGGCUGGUGGCCACUCCAAAUUUGUGUGCAUCUACUGUAUAACAUUACGAGAGCAGGUCCUCCUCAAGAAGUUUGAAAUCUCCUGCAACUUGUCUUUGGAUGCCAUGGAAGAGUUCCUGGACAGACGUAAGAUGACUGAGUUUGGCAGUCUGUCCAUGGUGGAUGAAGGGGCUGGUGAUGGAGAUGGAGUUGAGGUCAGCCUACCUGGAGUCAGGAGAGGGGAUAUGAGCUCCCGUCACUUCAAGCCAGAGAUCCGGGUUAGCUCUCUCCACUUCUCUCCUACUGUUCCUGUGGUGUGCAGCACGUUGCCAGAUGUGUAUGUGGAAAAGCUGCUGGCAUUCGUUGGAGCUACCCUGGAGAAUAGUUGGCACCUUCAGUUCUACUUAACUUGGGCUCAGAGUUUACUCACAAUACAUGGACAGAAACUGAAGAACAGGUCAGGGGCCAUACUUCCCACCAUCCAGUCGUUACAGAAGAGCAUCCAGAGACACCAUGAUGAUCUCUCCAAGCUAUGUGACUGGAACAUUUAUGCCCUGCGCUACGCUGUGGUGCUGUCCAAUCAGAGAGGACUGAAACGAGCGGCAGCUGAUGAGCUGAGUGAGGAAGAGGAGGGUUCAGAGGAGGAAGAUGAUCUGAUGAGUGAGCCACUCAUGACAGAAAGUGACCUCCUUUCAUAGCCCACUAGAGGGAGCUCUCACUCAUUCAACUACAUGACUGUUGGCCAGAGCAGUAGGGCACUCUUACUCUGAAGGUAUCCAGUACCUUGUGAAUAGUAAAAACCAGUCACCCAGAGCUGGAAGUGAAGUGGACCACAUAUGAGGGAGCAGAACGAAUUCGACCUUGGUGGAGAGAGGCAAGUCACUUUGACUCAAACCUUCAAACCUGAAGAGUUGUAAGCCAUCAUGUGCAAAAGCCUUAUGUUGAGCCUUUGUUUACUUUGUGAAAAACAAAUCUUGGUUGAUAUACUUACUGUGUCUCGUUAAAAUAUAUUUCUAACAUAAUAAGAAUUGUCUAAUUAUAGAUGGUACAGGUUUAGUGCUAAUUGUGUGUUUAAAUUAAAAAAAGCUUGAACACAGGCCAAUCCCAAAACCCAGUACAUGAAAUAAGAUGAUGACAUCUUGGCUAGUUGUAUAAUAAACUUUGUAUGUUUAAUA